Molecule: messenger RNA, 4772 nt
Organism: Hypomesus transpacificus
Lineage: Eukaryota; Metazoa; Chordata; Actinopteri; Osmeriformes; Osmeridae
Gene: brd2b
Product: bromodomain containing 2b
Exons: 12
Coding region: 614-3121 (835 amino acids)
Biological process (GO): chromatin remodeling; regulation of DNA-templated transcription
Cellular component (GO): nucleus; chromatin
Source: RefSeq, a predicted model, not a curated record
UCCAGUGUGUCGUGCUUUGCGUUUUAGUCACGUGAUUUAUCGGAUAACUAUUUGAGUGCUUGUACGUGUAAGCGAAAUAUGAUGGCAGAAGAAAAUGGUAACUCUUUGUAGUCUAACCAUAUGUCAAUGCAUACAGGAUUGAAGCAUUACUAGCUAGAUGAUGUAUCUAGCUAACAUGGAUCGUUUAAACAUUUACGUCCUUACUUUUAACGUGUGUCGCUUUUUUAAACGAAUCUACCAAUAUCGAAGUGGUAAAUAACUUGAGUUCGUCGAGAAAGCAAAUAUUGCGUUUAUUCUUGUAGCUACUUUAGUGGGAAGCUCAUCUUGCAGCAUUAUAAUAAGGUAUAUGCCAAAUUGUAUGAUCAAGUAAAGGGUGUUCUAGGCAGUUGAGUUAAGGCUUGUAUUCCGCGUUGAAAAAUAUUUUAUGUAGCCAAUGAACUAUCAGGAUUGGUUGACAGCCUACAGGAAAUGCAAGGAAUGCCACAUGGUAGGUUUAUAAAGCAACCGACGGAAGCUGAUCGGCGCCAUUUCACUGCUUUCGUGUUGAAGUCUGUACGAACGUAAACACAACAGUGGAAAUAUUGGAACAAACUAAAAAUCCGAAUCCAUCCUGAUGGAAACGGCCAUUAACCCACCUCUUGACAGCAGUUCUCUGGCGGGGCUGUCUGGCGGUGGAGGUGUCAUCGGGAUGGAGCAGGGUGCCUCAGGCCCUGGCAAGCGCAUUCGCAAGCCCUCGCUGCUGUAUGAGGGCUUUGAGAGCCCCUCGCUGCCCCACGCCGCCACCUUGGGCUCGGGGCCCCCCGCACCACCCCAGCCCCCUGUCAAGGAUCCGGGGCGCCAGGGCCGUAUGACCAACCAGCUGCAGUUUCUACAGAAGGCCCUGCUGAAGUCUCUGUGGAGGCACCACUUUGCCUGGCCCUUCCACGAACCUGUGGACGCCUUUCGGCUCAGUCUGCCGGAUUAUCAUAAGAUCAUCAAGCAGCCAAUGGACAUGGGCACCAUCAAGAAGCGCCUGGAGAACAACUACUACCGCAGUGCUAGCGAGUGCAUGCAGGACUUCAACACCAUGUUUACCAACUGCUACAUAUACAACAAGCCCACAGAUGACAUAGUGCUGAUGGCCCAGUCUCUGGAGAAGGUCUUCCUACAGAAGGUGGCCCAGAUGCCCCAGGAGGAAAUUGAGCUGGCCCCUCCUGCCCCACGAGGCAAGCUGGGAAAAGCUGGCAAGGGUCGCAAGGCCAACGCUGUGAGAGCCCACCAGGUGCCGGCUGUGUCUCAGUCCGCCUACUCGCCCUCCUCCUCAGACACCGCCGACUCCAUGCUCUCCAACUCCCCCCAGACCGUUCUGACCAAGAGCCUGCCUCCUGCCUCCAUGCUAGGCAUGCCACACACACAGCCCACUGCCAAGAAGAAGGGAGUGAAGCGGAAGGCUGACACCACCACCCCCUCCACCAUGGGCCUGCCCGUGGGCGUCGGAGCCCGGAUGGUGGGCCUCGGGAAGGGAGGUCACGGGGGCCAGGUUCAUGACCCCUCCUCUGCACUCUCGCUGUCCUCCUUGGGGGGCAUGGGCAUGGAGGCCCCCCCGGGUAUGGGCCUGGUCAGGGGUGCCGUAGGGCCAGGGGGGCCCGUCCUGCUCCAGCCCAUGAUGGCUGGGGGUGGGAAAGUCAUGGGCCGCAGAGGAGGCAGCGGACGCCCCAUUAAACCCCCCAAGAAGGACCUGCCAGACUCUUUGCAGGUCCCGCCGAUGCGGCGGGGCAAGCUGAGCCAGCAGCUACGCUAUUGCAACGGGGUUCUGAAGGAUCUGGUGUCCAAGAAGCACACGGCGUACGCCUGGCCCUUCUACAAGCCUGUCGACGCCUCAGCUCUGGGUGUGCACGACUAUCACGACAUCAUCAAGUACCCCAUGGACCUCAGCACCGUCAAGAGGAAGAUGGACUGUCGUGAGUACAGGGACUCUCAGCAGUUUGCGGGGGACAUCCGCCUCAUGUUUUCCAACUGCUACAAGUACAACCCCCCUGACCACGAUGUGGUAGGCAUGGCCCGCAAGCUACAGGAUGUGUUCGAGUUCCGCUUUGCCAAGAUGCCUGACGAGCCUGUCAAGGAUCGUCCGGCCAUGUCCCUCGGGAUUCGUCCCUCCUCGUCCUCUUCGUCCUCCUCCUCCUCCUCGUCGGAGAGCGAGCCCAGCAGCGACAGCGAAGAGAGCAGGAGCAGCCCGAGCUCAGACAGCGAGGAGGAGCGGGCCCAGCGGCUGGCUCAGCUGCAGGACCAGGUCUGCACACAGCUCCGAGCCGUGCACGAGCAGCUGGCAGCCCUCUCUCACGGGCCCAUCAUCAAACCCAAGAAGAAGAGGGACAAGAAGGACAAGAAGGAGAAGAAGAAAAAGAAGAAGCCGGAAAAACGGGGGCGAGGGGGAGGGGAGCGAGGGGGGGGAGGAGGAGGGGAGGAACGCGAAAAGCCGGCCAAGGUUUCCAAGAGCAAGUCUGGACGAGGGACUGGGGUAGUGCCCACCCAGGGCAAGAGGGGCCCCGGUCGCAAGAAGAACAGCAAGACCACCAAGAAGUCCCAGGCGUCAGCGGCCCUCUACGCCCCGCCGGCUUCCUCCAUGCUGCCCCACUACGACUCCGAGGAGGAGGAGGAGACGUCGCCCAUGAGCUACGACGAUAAGCGCCAGCUCAGCCUCGACAUCAACAAGCUCCCGGGCGAGAAGCUGGGCCGGGUGGUCCACAUCAUCCAGGCGCGCGAGCCCUCGCUGCGCGACACCAACCCGGAGGAGAUCGAGAUCGACUUUGAGACGCUCAAGCCGUCCACGCUGCGGGAGCUGGAGAGAUACGUGAUGACUUGCCUGAGGAAGAAGCCCCGCAAGCCCUACGUGAAAAAGAUGGGAAGUGGGAAGUCGAAGGAGGAGCUGACCCAGGAGAAGCAGAGAGAGCUGGAGAGGCGGCUGCAGGAUGUCAGCGGACAGCUCAACUCGGCCAAAAAGCCCCAGAAACCCAAAGUGGAGAAGCAGAGCAGCGUGGAGCCUCACGCCCAGCCCUCGCGCCUCAGCGCUAGCAGCUCCAGCUCCGACUCCUCCUCCUCAUCAUCCUCCUCCUCAGACACCAGCGACUCAGAUUCUGGCUGAGCCACCAGCCACCACCAGCCAAGAGAGAAGCACCCGGAGAGAAGAACUCAGGGACAUGGGUGGUACAGGGCUAAUGUUGUAUCCCCCCCUCCUUGAGUUGACAGGAAGGGGGCAGCCCUGACGAGACACCCCAGGUGGAACGCUCCAUUUCAAAGCAGGGCGGGGGGGGAUUGUGGACUUUGUAUGUGAAGACAGAGGAAGAGAGAUCAAAGGCCAGCAUGUAUACACGCAAAACAAAAACACUAAAUGCCUUGAUUUUCCUAUAAUUCUCUUCUCUAACCUGUGUAAAUACUUGUACAAAUGUAUCUAUGUUUCUUUUAUAAAGAAGAAUUUUAUGGAAAUCCCCCAAAGAGGGGAGACAGGAAGUGAAAAGAUGUAGUGAGAUGCUCUUUAUCCUAAAUCCAAAUCCUCGACCCCCGGUAUAGCACUUCCAUGGUUCAUUGCUUCCCUGAGAUCCUGGAAAAAACAUUGCAAGUUGGAAGCACUGUGAUGUAAAGUCUGGCUGGCUUUCAAGGUUGGAUUGAGCUUUUUCCUCCCAUAUUGCUGACAUCGUCCUGAUAUGUUUAUAUUGGCAAAGGGGCCUUCCAUGACAGUGAAAAAAAAACUAACAAAAAACAGGUACUAGAUGUCAAUUUUGGGUGGUGUGUUUUGUCUAGUUACGUGUAUUAGAUCUGCAGUCACAAGUGAGUUUAUUUUGAUUUCUUAAGCAACUACCUGAGCUGUCCUUCUAACCUGUAUUUCAUUAAGGUGUCGUCGAAGAUAAAGUUCAGUUUGAUUGGGUUGGAAAUGUGUCUAAACAUAUUUCCAUAAUGUGUGGAUUGCAGUUUCUGCACAAGUGGGCUGCUUGUGGUGACUACAAUAUAGACAAAACCUUGAGUCAGACUUCGAGAUGUGUUCUUUGGGUUAUAUUGUCGGACAGAUUCACCAAAUAGCAUAUUACGUUUUUGAAACACUUGGACUAACCGUGGAUGUGUCGCUAUUGAUAAAUAACAAAUAGAAAAUCAUGUUAAACUUACCCACUUCCACAGCAUGACAUGCCAAGCCUGGAACUGGAAAUCACUAUGACGAUUAGCUGUUUUGUUUGUAAGCAACUCUUGUCAUGCUAAAUUUCAUGGUAGCAUAGCCCUGUACUAAACAGUUGUUACAGCAGGCUGGGUAACACAUACAUCAUUGACCUUCUAGAAGUUGCAAAUGCUGUUGGAAUGUAAGAGAUGUAAGCUUUUCUGUUGCACCUUCAUUUUUGUAAAGGACAUUUAUUUCUGGCAGAUGAUACUUCUGGUCUCUAAUUAUUUAGAAAUCCUUGGACAUUUUAUGUAUCUUAGCAACUUGAGGUUCUUAGUUGAACCAAGAAAAUUCACUAGAUGGUAGAUGUACACAAACUGUUACUGAACGAUCUGUAAAGAAUCUACUGUAUGUAAUAUACUGAAUGUCAAAGUCUUUGUUCAAACAGUGAGUAUUUUUUCCUGUCCUGCUUUUCCUUUUGUAUUCUAUAUUUCUCCUCAGACGUGACACUUCUAGUUAUCGUUUGUUUUUUUACAAACAUGUUAUGGAUAUUGUUAGCCCCUGGUUGACUGGAAUGCUGCCUCAGAAACAUACCUUUCAUUUUACAACUGUAUAAUAAAAGAAAAAAAUCCUCUUCUAUGAAACAAGA